CGCGCAUUCGUAUCUGCACUUUCAGUCCCGUCUGGUCUCUGCGGCGGGGCUUAGCCUUCUCCUCGGGCGGCUGGGCCACGUGGUAGCCGGGCCGCCGGUUUCACGUCCGGCAAUCGUGGCUGUCCCUGCCGUUCCCCGCCUCCCCGGCCUGUAGCGAAUGUGCGGGGCCGGCGCGGCCGCUAGCGCGGUUUGGGCGGUUGUCAGGGAGAAACAAGAUGGCGGCGGCGGAGGAGGACACGGAGCUGCGGGACCUGCUGGUGCAGACACUGGAGAGCAGCGGGGUGCUCAACAAGAUCAAGGCAGAACUACGAGCAGCUGUAUUUUUGGCGUUAGAAGAGCAAGAAAAAGUAGAGAACAAAACACCCUUAGUAAAUGAAAGCUUGAAAAAGUUUUUAAGUACAAAAGAUGGUCGUGUGGUAGCCGGUCUUGUUGUAGAAUUUCUUCAGUUUUUCAAUCUUGACUUUACGUUAGCUGUUUUUGAGCCUGAAUCAAGCACACUAAAUGGACUUGACAGUCGUGAGAAUUUAGCCAGAGACUUGGGAAUUAUAGAAGCAGAAGGUACUGUAGGUGGCCCAUUAUUGUUGGAGGUGAUUAGAAGAUGUCAUCAGAAAAAGGGUUCCAGCAGUGCUGAAGUAGCUCCAGUUCUGUCUGAUAUUGUGCACUCGCCACCAAAAUCACCUGAUGAGAGAUCAAACACACAUACAAUACCAAGUAAGAUACCAAGGUAUAAAGGACUUCGUAAGCAGGAAAAGUGCUUGGACAAGGCUGGUGAGCAGGUUGCUGAAGCCAGUGUAAAUGAUACAAGUAUCUCAUCAGGAGAAACCAAGAGCAAAAGCAGCAUUCACUUUCUGCCAAAUGAAACAAAGCUAGAUUUGCAAGUACGUAACAAAGACUUAAAUACCAAAGAGAAAAGUGAUCCAGGUGUGGAUGAGGAUGAUGUGGAAGGAGAUUCUUUUUUUGAUGAUCCCAUACCCAAACCAGAGAGAACUUAUGGCUGGCCCCCUGAUAACAAUAGUGACACUGAAGAUGAUGCAGGAGAUCUGUCUGUGACAAAAGCCAGGCAGCAGUCUUUGCAUAGGAAAAAUGAGCCCAACAAACAAGGACGAAACAUAGCAUCUUUUUCUGAUGUACCACCUCUGAAAAGUGGAUUAAGCUCCCUAGCUGGAGCGCCUUCACUAAAGGAACAUGACAACUCGACUAGAAACUCUGUUUUGAAAGAUCUGCAGUUGGUCAAUGCAAAACUUGGAUCGCUUGAAUUAGGAGCUGGAGAUGAAGAUGAUUAUGCUGAUGAUUUCAACAGUAUCAGUCACCGCUCAGAGAAAAGUGAUGUCAGUAUUGGAGAAGAUAUAGAAGAAAUUUCUGUGGAGAUGGAAGACCUCAAUGCCAGUGAUAAACUUGACGAUGCAACACAGGAUCUUACUAUUUCUCAGUUAAGUGAUGGUGCAGAUUAUCUGGAGGACGUGGCAUAAUGGGACAGCAGAAAUACUUGUGUGCUGGAUUGAGGAUUCUUGUGGAGUUAUUUUCAGACAAUCACUCCUUGCUGAAAUGUCCACUCCCUUAUAUGUGCCUUGUGUUUCAAAAAGACUGCAGGUGUAGAGAGCUCUUAAAAAUUCAUAACAAGAAUUGAAUGAAAUUGUUCAUUCCAGUUGGAGUCGAAUAUUGGAACUUUUGUUCAUCAUUUGGUUCAGCUAUAACUUUUUCACACCUGGAGUUGGAUUUUCCCAACAGGAUGUCCAUUGCUGGCGAUGGAUAUACCAAAAUGCUGGUCUAUAUAAGAGCAUAACAGAUGAAAUCAAAAAAGCUUGCAGAACUUUUACACAGAAAUGUGUGUUUUUUCUGAUGAACUUAAUGCUGUUAUGAUAACAGGCUAACUUUUUUAGCUAACCAAAGCAAGAAAAUUCAGAGAUAGCCCUUCAGCUUGCUCCUGUUGACUUUAUUGUAGUAAAGAACCCAGUCUGAGUGAUACAACAUCUGGUAAAUUUGCUGUAAUUCCUGGUUACUCCAGCCCUACUUUUAUAAAAACAGUGGUUAGGACUUUUUAAAAAGUGGCUAGGUUUGGGGAGCUAAACUAAUAUCUGAAUUUUCUGGAAAACAGGCUGUUUUAAGGUGUCUUCACUUAAAGCCCCCAAAAUUGAGUGCCUAUGCUCACUAGGUGCUUUAGAAAGCUUGGCUGUAAUAUUUAUUUCUAACUCUGAACUUUCUUGUUCUAGUAUGUUUCUUAGACCAUUCAGGUUACUCUAAAGUACUGUUCUGUGUGAUGAUCUUCAUUAAUGUUAACAGUUGUUAAAAUCGCAAUAAAUGCGUGAUUCACUUAAUGAUCCAUAGAUUGUUAACACCAAGAGGACCUGGUUAAUGGUUUGUGGCGCUCAUGUUAUUGAGGGCUCUUCAUUUGUUGAUUCACUUUCAUUGUUUAAAAUUCAUAUGGUUUUGAAAAUGAGCGCCACAAAGUCUGAAAUCGCUAACCUGUCUGAACAGGUUUAAAUCCAAAUAUUCAAAAAAGUAGUAUGCCUAAGACACAAUGCACACUAAGUUUUAGCCAAGAGCUAGUUUUUGUACUUUCAUUAUAAACUCUUGAAAAACAGGGUCAGUAAUGGAAAUAUUGAGUUCCUUAAAUAUACUGUCAUGCAUGGCGCUGCUAAAAUAUAUAGGUCAGAGACAUUUGUAAUAUUGAAACAAGCCUUCAAAAUGUGCACUUUUUAAUGUUAUGAACACUGGCUCAUUGGAAAAGAAAUGUGUAAAUGGAUAAAGAUUACUUGAUUGCUUUUUCUUAAAGAUUUGUAAUUUUAUUUCUGGUGAGCUGUUUAAUUGCCAUUUCAAAACUAGUAAUAUCCUACAGCACCACCAUUGGUUAAGCAUAUAGAUUUGUUACUAUGAGCUGAGUCUGCCAUAGACCUUUAUGCACUAAGCCAGCAGGCAUGGAGCAGUGUUGGAAGGUUAUGCUUGUAUAGUGAUCAUUUAAGAAGAGAGGAGGGUAAGUGUGCCUUUUUAUUCAUGUGCACCUGAAAAUAGCCAGCAUAAAACAGCUGAAUUAGUCAUGGAGUUAACUCCCAUGACCUUGUGCCAUAUUGUAGACAACUUGAUUCUCCUGGAUUAUGGUGUAUGCAUGAGAAGUCACCAGGACCUUCAACGCAUAGACCUGAGCAGGAGUAUGGAGAAGUGGAGGCUGCACAGGCCUUUUAUCCCCCUUCUUUAGGCUACGGAGGAUCCAAAGGCCAGAUCAAGUCCAGAUGUUCAGUGCCUCAAUGGCUGUAGUUAUAUAUGUGUCCAGGAAUUAAACCCAGGUCUCCCAUGUGGCAGACAAGGAUUCUCCCACUGAACCACAACAGUGGGUUGCCAUGUAGCAGCUGAGCAGAGAAAGGAGACUCUACCUGCUCAGACCAUCCUGAAAUCUAUGUGCCACAGACACAAAGUAGCAAAGAUCUUGUAGCAUCAUACACACCCUAUCAGAGAUGGUUUUAAAGUGUGGGAGAGCCUGUGCCUAGACUUCUAUCAAUAAAAGGGGGUGUUUAAAAUAUGUGAAAAAAGAGAAGCUGCAUAUGCUUUUGCAAGAACUUGUGGGAACACAUGCUUGUACAGCAUUUUGAAUACAUGCAUGAACCAUUUAGAGACACUUGCAUUUCCCAUAUCUCCAGUAAAACAGAGCACUUAUGCUCCUCUGUAAGCUAUAUUGAAUAUGGUAGUUUUUGUCAUCCUAAUAGGUAAUAAAUUACUGGUAAAUGUUUAUAAAUUG
This is a messenger RNA of Gavialis gangeticus (Gharial), 3730 nucleotides long. RefSeq names its product FGFR1 oncogene partner (gene CEP43). Gene Ontology annotation, molecular function: protein binding. The coding region runs from base 216 to 1469 and encodes 417 amino acids. The record is from RefSeq and is a predicted model, not a curated record. The transcript is spliced from 14 exons. Gene Ontology annotation, biological process: microtubule anchoring. Lineage: Eukaryota; Metazoa; Chordata; Crocodylia; Gavialidae. Gene Ontology annotation, cellular component: centrosome.